GCUGUCCCCUACCUGCCAGGGAAGCUCGGGAGAACCGCCGGCUCCGCCGCCGCCGCCUGUGCUGCUGCCGUCCAGGCGCCUUCCAAGACCCUCUUCUUUUAGACCAUGGCUCCUUGGCCUGAGGUAGAAAAUGCUCAGCCCAACCCCAAUAAAUUCAUCGAGGGGGCCUCGAGCCCACAGGCGACCACGCCAGCCAAGGACAAGGAGCCCGGUCAAAAUGAAAGUGGGACUCCAGUGCCCAAGAUCGAACUGCUGCCCUCCUACUCAACGGUGGCCCUGAUCGAGGAGCCCACUGAGGUGGAUGACCCCUGGGACCUGCCUGCACUCCGGGAUACUGGGAUCAAGUGGUCAGAGAGAGACACCAGAGGGAAGGUCAUCUGUGUCUUCCAAGGAAUUGGGAAGUUCUUUCUGCUCCUGGGGUUCCUGUACUUGUUCGUGUGCUCCUUGGAUGUGCUCAGCAGCGCCUUCCAGCUGGUCGGAGGGAAAAUGGCCGGGCAGUUCUUCAGUAACAACUCCAUUAUGUCCAACCCUGUGGCGGGACUGGUCAUCGGGGUGCUGGUGACUGUCAUGGUGCAGAGUUCCAGCACGUCCUCAUCCAUCAUCGUCAGCAUGGUGGCCUCCUCAUUGCUGACGGUGCGCGCAGCCAUCCCCAUCAUCAUGGGGGCUAACAUCGGGACCUCCAUCACCAACACCAUCGUGGCGCUCAUGCAGGCAGGAGACCGGAAUGAGUUCAGAAGGGCUUUUGCAGGGGCCACUGUGCAUGACUUUUUCAACUGGCUCUCUGUGUUGGUGCUCUUGCCCUUGGAGGCCGCCACCCACUACCUGGAGCUCCUGACCAACCUUGUGGUGGACACCUUCAACUUCAAGAAUGGGGAAGAAGCCCCAGCCAUUCUGAAAGUCAUCACAGAUCCGUUCACAAAGCUCAUCAUCCAGCUGGACAAGGACGUGAUUCACCAAAUCGCCAUGAAUAACGAGGCAGCUCAAAACAAGAGCCUGGUCAAGAUCUGGUGCAAAACUUUCACCAACAUAACGGAAUUGAACGUCACCGUCCCCUCGCCGGAGAACUGUACCUCUCCUUCAAUGUGUUGGACGGACGGCAUCAACACGUGGACCACCACGAAUGUGACCUACAAAGAGAACAUUGCAAAAUGCCAGCACAUCUUUGUGAAUUUCAACCUCCCGGACCUCGCUGUGGGCAUCAUCCUGCUCUUUGUUUCCCUGCUGGUCCUCUGUGGCUGCCUGAUCAUGAUCGUCAAGCUCCUGGGCUCCGUGCUCAAGGGGCAGGUUGCGGUCAUCAUUAAGAAGACGCUCAACACUGACUUUCCCUUUCCCUUUGCCUGGGUGACUGGCUACUUGGCCAUCCUUGUGGGCGCAGGCAUGACCUUCAUCGUGCAGAGCAGCUCUGUGUUCACUUCUGCUUUGACCCCGCUCAUCGGCAUCGGGGUAAUCACCAUUGAGAGGGCGUAUCCACUCACGCUGGGAUCCAACAUCGGCACCACCACCACGGCCAUCCUGGCUGCUUUAGCCAGCCCAGGCAACACCCUCAGGAGUUCACUGCAGAUCGCCCUGUGCCACUUUUUCUUCAACAUCUCCGGCAUCUUGCUGUGGUACCCGAUCCCGUUCACCCGCCUGCCCGUCCGCCUGGCCAAAGGCCUGGGCAACAUCUCCGCCAAGUACCGCUGGUUCGCCGUCUUCUACCUGAUUUUUUUCUUUUUCCUGACCCCGCUGGCGGUGUUUGGCCUCUCGCUGGCGGGCUGGCCUGUGCUGGUAGGCGUGGGGGUGCCCAUCGUCUUGGUGCUGCUCCUCAUCCUGUGCAUCAGGCUGCUGCAGACCCGCUGCCCACGCAUGCUGCCCCUGAAGCUCCGCGACUGGAACUUCCUGCCCUACUGGAUGCACUCGCUGAAGCCCUGGGACCGGGUCAUCUCCCUGGCCACCACCUGCUACCAGCGGCGUUGCUGCUGCUGCUGCCGGGUGUGCUGUCAGGUGUGCUGCAUGGUGUGUGGCUGCAGGUGCUGUCGUUGCAGCAGGUGCUGCCGGGACCUGGAGGAGGGGCGCGAGGAGCAGGACGUCCCGGUCAAGGGCCCCGAGGUCUUUAACAACGCAGUCACGAGCAAAGAGAUCCAGGAUGAGGGCAAGGGCCAGGUGGAUGCCCUGAGCAUGAAGACCAUGCCUACCAGCACAGCCUUCUAGGGGAGGCCCCGAGGUCCGGGAGAAGCCAGGGCCCCUGCGCUCCCCCCAUCCUGGCUCCAUCUCCUGCAGCCUCGCAGCGAUUUGUUCUUCAGCAGGAAGCCAAGCUGACAAUAGCCCCUGCUCUCCAGGUCUCGCCCUCCCACAAGACGCAGGGCGCAGAGGGGACACUGUGAACCUGGCUCCUCCAUGACCACCUCCACUCCCGAUGUGGUCCACUAGGAACUGCUUUCAAAAUCCAUCCUCUUCAGAAGAGAAAGGCCUAAGAGGCAUUAGGGAAGGUUCUCGAAGGGCCCUCUGUAAGGCCAUGUGUAUAUAUGUGUACAAAGAUCUCCUUUCUUGGCACAGAUCCCCAGCCAGCUCUCCUUUAUCAAAGAUCAUGCCCACCUCCCCCUUCCUCCACCCCACGCCCCGCCCCAUGAGCAGGUGGUAUGGCCGAAAUGGAGCACUGUUUGGGACCAUGGGAAGUCCCUCUUCCAGCGUUUGGAAAGAUGGUUUACCUGCCAAAGGGCUCCAGGUUCUUGCACCAGACCGCUAUUGAGGUCAAAUUUGCAGACAUUUGUGGCGGCAGCCUAAUGCCACUCUCUUGGUCAGUUAGAAGUGGUACUGUUGUGACUUUUGGAAUCAGAUGUGUGAGGCCUAGGUCCAAUCUCUCUCCCUCUUCUGCCACUUGGUACCAUCUGCUCAUGGAAUGGUCCUAUGUCUCCUGCUUCCCCCCUCACUUCUGGGCCAGCUUUUGGUGGUCGUUUUCACGCAUCUUUCAGGCAUGUGCCUUAACCACUGAGCCAUCUCUCCAGCCCCCUCACCCCUCCUUUGCCCCUAUAUCCAUCAUCAAAGUCUUCCCAAACUCUUCCCAGUUUCCACCAGUGAUUUUUCCAUAGCUUCCUCCAAGCACUAAAUUCCCCCAGGAGAAGGCAAUUGGAACAGGGCUGAGAACUGUGUGUACAGCGCAGUAAGGGUUCUGGGAUGCCAUGUAAGAGGGUGUGGGCCCUUUCAUCCUAGAUGCCUCCUUUAUGCCUCCCAGAGCCCUGCUUCAGUCACACGGCAGCUGCUCACCCUCAACCAUCAGCCUCGGGAAAGGAGGCAGUGGCUGUAACCCCUUCUCCCUCAGCCCACGCCGUCACCAUCUGAACAGGCUGGGAUGCUAACUUGAGCCCCUCUCUGCCCGCCAUGUAGAUACCCAUUCCCUAACAGAGCCAUUUAUAUUGCAUAUUUAUAGUCAUGCCCCUGUACAGCAUUUUCAUAAGUUAUAAUAGUAAAUAGUUGGGAUUUGUUUUAUAGUGCCUCGUUUGGAAAUGAGGCAGGGUUAUUUUCUGAAAUAUAGAGACAGAAUGAGCACCUUUGUAUAUUUUGUAAUGCUGCCUUUAAGCACACCUCUGUGGCCUCGCCACCUCUUCACAUCCUGUAAAUAUGUAAUUAAAACCCAGGCAGUGGCUCU
Messenger RNA from Jaculus jaculus (lesser Egyptian jerboa), 3625 nucleotides. It is a transcript of the gene Slc34a2, whose product is annotated as solute carrier family 34 member 2. Gene Ontology annotation, cellular component: apical plasma membrane; vesicle; brush border. Bases 106 to 2190 code for a protein of 694 amino acids. The transcript has 13 exons. NCBI's taxonomy places the organism in Eukaryota, Metazoa, Chordata, Mammalia, Rodentia, Dipodidae. Gene Ontology annotation, biological process: sodium-dependent phosphate transport; intracellular phosphate ion homeostasis. Gene Ontology annotation, molecular function: sodium:phosphate symporter activity. The record is from RefSeq and is a predicted model, not a curated record.